Punctularia strigosozonata HHB-11173 SS5 is the source of this 1554-nucleotide messenger RNA. RefSeq lists its product as uncharacterized. The transcript is spliced from 3 exons. The record is from RefSeq and is a predicted model, not a curated record. Lineage: Eukaryota; Fungi; Basidiomycota; Agaricomycetes; Corticiales; Punctulariaceae. The coding region runs from base 1 to 1554 and encodes 517 amino acids.
AUGUCCGUUUCAUUAGAGAUAGUCCCUUUAUCCUCAACACUGGACAUGCUCGGCGAGCCUAAGAGAUCUUCGGCGUAUUCUUUGUCGGGGCAUAUAUCCAUCAUCGCCAAGCCAGGAUCGUCCUUUUUUGACAGUCGUCGAACGGUUCGCCUACUACUCGAGUCCUUGACGGUCACCUUCGAGGGCCAAUCGGAGCUGCUCACGCCCGCUACUGGCUAUUCCGGUUUUCGGAUAUGUUCAAUAUCGUCUGAGCUAAUACAGAGCGACGAUACGGAGAUCAGCAACGAAGGACACGAGGAUGACAAGCAAAUGUGUGCUUGGAACGUCGUCUUCAACAUCCCCAUACCUGGAUGGUUACCUGCGAGUUCAACGUUUGGCGACACGAGCACCGGUGCCACUGGAGUCCGAUAUUACCUGCUAGCUACUGCUCGGUUUAGAAAUUUGGACGAUCGGGCGCAGAGUUCGUUCUCGCUCAUGCAGCUUUGUAGUCCCAUGUUACCGAAGACGCGAGUUGUCAGCGCGUCUCCGCACGGCAUCGUCCUAAAUCGCACCUAUCCUGUUCCUGGAAGGUCCUCUCCAACGUCGGGAUUCCCUCUCACACCUUUCCAUGUGCAAGGAUUUGGGGCUGGCCCGGAUCAUGAUAACUCUCGCAUUCCGCCGGCCGUUCUAAAGGAGCUCCAAGUUGUAGUCACAGCUCCAGAGCACAUCAAUCUUGAACACGAGACGCCAAUCCCGUUCAAGAUUCUCUUCCGCGUCAACAAUCUGCCGGACGAGGAGCGAAACAGGCUGCGGAUUGUCCUUUUCUCUGUCGAAAUCGAGCAGGUCGAGCAAUUCAGGAAUGACCCUUCGCCCCAUUAUCUAGCGCGCUAUCCGCUACUACCAGCUCACGAACAGUGGCCUCUCAAGCCACUCCCGUGCCAGCACCCUCUGGCUACGCUGUACGACAUGGACCUAGCUCUCAGGCCCGGAUCCAGCACGUCCCGCGUGUUCUCCCUCCUUCCAUUUUCACACUCCGGUCGAUUCGUGUUGAAAGGCGACGGCUAUGUCUUCCGCUCAAACCAGAAUGCCCCGACGGAUGACAAGGCAUGGUACACUGUGGAUACGACCUUGCCGUUUACGCGCGUUUCCGACGUUCAAUCGCGACACAAGGAGCACGGGGAGCACUGGGCGGGCGAAGAGGUUAUCCGAGAAACGUACGAAGGACCACAUCUUACUGUCACCCAUCGACUGUCCGUUUCGGUGACGUGCACGUACGACAGAGAUCAUCCAGGUCCUGAUGGUCAGGCUUCGCGCAUUCAAGAAAAUCUACGAUUCGCCGUCCCCUUGUCGUUCGUCCAUGUCCACGAAUCCCCAUCCAAUCACCCAUUUGGCGCCAGCCCCAAUCCUACCGACAACUGCACUACGCGGAUGCUCAGUUCUCCUUCCACGGCAUCGCUGUAUACUUCGACUGCGAGCCUUCCCGCUUACUCACAGUUGUUCCACACCAACGGCACACGCCGCCUUGACUUCGAUGAGCCUCUGCCGCUUUAUGUCCCGCCGGACGACAGCAAAUAA